UCUCAGAGAGGGAGAGAGAUGCCUGCGCAGAUGCAACGAGGCAGAAGGAUGCAGCAAUGCUGGGUCUUUCUGAUGGUUGCCUGGGUGGCCAGCUUCUUCUGCUGUACAGUGGAUGCCUUACAGAGGAUCCCAUUGAAGAAGAUGCCCUCGAUUCGCCAGACCCUGCAGGAAAUGGGCGUGAGCGUGGCGGACGUCUUUCCUGAAUUGAAGCAGAAUAAAUACGCCCGUGCCACGGGACCACGGAACGGGACGGCCCCCACCAUCCUCACUAACUACCUGGAUACCCAGUACUACGGAGAGAUCAGCAUCGGCACACCAGCGCAGACCUUCAAAGUGGUCUUUGACACCGGCUCGGCCAACCUUUGGGUGCCUUCUUACAAAUGCUCCCCCCUCUACAGCGCCUGUGUUUCUCACAACCGCUACGACUCUUCCAAGUCCCGAACGUACAUAGCGAAUGGAACGGGCUUUGCUAUCCAGUACGGAACAGGGAGCGUGAAAGGCUUCCUCAGCCAGGAUGUUGUCAUGGUGGCAGACAUCCCCAUCAUCCAGGUCUUUGCAGAAGCCACGGUUCUGCCUGCCUUCCCUUUCAUCUUUGCCAGGUUUGAUGGGGUGUUGGGCAUGGGUUACCCCAGCCAAGCCAUCGACGGCAUCACCCCGGUGUUCGACCGGAUCCUCUCUCAGCAGAUCCUGAAGGAGGAAGAGUUCUCUGUCUACUAUAGUAGAGCUUCGAAGAACUCUCACCUGCAACCUGGAGGGGAAAUUAUCCUUGGAGGAAGUGACCCAGCUUACUACACCGGGAGCUUCCACUACCUAAAUGUCAUCAAGAAUGGGUAUUGGCAGAUCAGCAUGAAGGGGNUGUCUGUCGGGGCUGAACUCUUGUUCUGCAAAGAAGGCUGUUCAGUGGCCAUUGACACCGGCGCUUCCUACAUCACCGGCCCAGCAGGCUCCAUAUCCGUGCUGAUGAGAGCCAUCGGGGCAACCGAGCUGGCAGAAGGAGGGUAUAUGAUUGACUGUGACAAAGUCCCCCAGCUGCCCAUCAUCUCCUUCCACCUCGGAGGGAAGGCCUACACGCUCAAUGGCCCAGCUUACAUCCUGAGGCAAUCCCAGUAUGGAGAAGACAUCUGCAGUGUGGCUUUUGUAGGUCUGGACAUCCCGCCCCCCACCGGCCCCUUCUGGAUCCUGGGAGCCAGCUUCAUUGGGCAGUACUACACCAAAUUUGAUCGGAGGAACAACCGGAUUGGCUUUGCCACUUCCCUCUGA
Messenger RNA from Alligator sinensis (Chinese alligator), 1260 nucleotides. RefSeq names its product renin (gene REN). The record is from RefSeq and is a predicted model, not a curated record. Gene Ontology annotation, molecular function: aspartic-type endopeptidase activity. The coding region runs from base 19 to 1260 and encodes 413 amino acids. Gene Ontology annotation, biological process: angiotensin maturation. The transcript has 10 exons. Lineage: Eukaryota; Metazoa; Chordata; Crocodylia; Alligatoridae.